AUUUGUGUUUUUUUUUUCUGCAGGUUCCAGACGUUGGCUUCAGUGGAGAAAGGAAAUUGAAUUACUUUCUGAUCUGACCUACUAUGUCUUAACAACUUCAUCUGGAUACCAGACGCUGGGCGAGGAGUAUGUCAGCAUCAUCCAGGUGGACCCCCUGAGAGUGGGAAAUGUGGCUGGCGAUGACCCGCGGAUCAGUACCAGUUACCGUCUGCUGGGGGCUCUGUCUCUUCUGCAGCUGGGCAUCACUCUCACACUGCAGUUUAACAACCUCAGGCAGAGACAGAGAGCUCGACACGAGUGGAAGCAGCACAGAAACCUGCUCCCCAGGUAGCGCUCUAUACAAUCAUGGCCUACAUUUGAC
Molecule: messenger RNA, 361 nt
Organism: Sinocyclocheilus grahami
Lineage: Eukaryota; Metazoa; Chordata; Actinopteri; Cypriniformes; Cyprinidae
Product: peroxisome biogenesis factor 10-like
Exons: 3
Biological process (GO): protein import into peroxisome matrix
Cellular component (GO): peroxisomal membrane
Molecular function (GO): zinc ion binding
Source: RefSeq, a predicted model, not a curated record